AUGGCUCUCGAGACCGGCGAGCCGCCGAAACUGUAUGGCGUCAACUUCCAGCCGCCGGCACCGUUCGACUUCGCGAAUCCGCCAACGUGGGCGACAUGGCUCAGCCGCUACGAAGACUACGCAGCGGUCUCAGGACUGACGCAAGCGUCGGAAGACAUGCAGGUACGCUCGCUACUGUACUGCAUGGGCCCGGAGGCCCGCCCGCUUCUCGAGACUUCCUCGCUCGACGCCCAGUCGCUCGCUUCAUACCAAGCCCUUGCCACCCGCUUCACUGAGCACUUCAUGCACCGACGUGUUCAGCUGCCCAACGAAAGCGUCGACACGUACUACGCAGCACUGCGCAGGAUGGUUAAGCGCUGUAACUAUCCGUCUGCUGCUGUCGAGGAAAGGCUCGUACGCGACCGGUUCGUCGUCGGCCUCCGCGACUCCCGUCUCUCGGACCAGCUGUGCCGGAACGCGAAGUUGACACUACAGGACGCCUGGACACAAGCCCGUCAAUCCGAAAACGCCGACAGGGAAAAGGCGUUGCCCCAGAACCGCAACGAGCACUCCCGUGAGCUCAACCUCGACGCCGCAAACGCUGACAAGUUCCCCUCUCGUCGUCGCUCCGGCGCUAAGCCUCGUUCGCCACAGCCGCAAGCAGAGCGCUCACGCGAGCCGUCCACAUGCGAAUUCUGCGGCCGCGCGCCUCAUCGACGCCCGGCCCGACGCUCCGCCUGCAACUUCUGCAAUAAGAAAGGCCACUUUGCCGAAGUAUGCCGCUCACGGAAGUUCAAGCAGUACAAGCUCAGCUCCGUUCACCUGCACGCCGUCGCGACGCCCGCCUCGGCAAAGUUCGUCGACGUCACCGUUGACGACUACACGGCGCAGUUCAAGGUCGACUCCGGAGCCGAAGUAUCUGCUGUUCCCAGCGACUUUCCUACCUUGCCUGCCAAACUCGACCAAGUCGACACUCUGCUCACUGGCCCGGGAGGACAGCCACUGCGCGUGCUGGGCUCGUAUGUGUCUCUCACUGUGCCUCUUCUGGGACUGCCUGCGCUCCAAGCCCUCCAAGUAGUUCGGUUUCUUGAUCAACUCAAGACUUCAAAAGCGACGCUGCACGCCGAGCUCUUCAAUGGAUUGGGCACCCUCAAGGAUGAAUACAACAUCCGGUUGAAACCCGAUGCCGUACCUUUCUCGCUAAGCGUACCUCGCAGGAUCCCCAUCCCGCUGCUCGAGAUCGUCCGCCGCGAGCUGGACAAAUUGGAAAGCGCAGGCGUGAUCUGCAGGGUCGACAAGCCAACACCAUGGUGCUCGGGUCUCGUCGUCGUCCGGAAAGGCGAUGGUUCCUACCGCCUCUGCGUCGACUUAACACAACUCAACAAGGUCGUCCUUCGUGAAAGACAUAUUCUGCCAACUGUCGAGCAAGUCCUUGGCCUCCUCGGUGAUGCAACAGUUUUUUCGAAGCUGGACGCGACCGCAAGCUUCCACCAGGUGAAGCUCUCUGAAGACUCCCAAGAGCUUACGACAUUCAUCACCCCAUGUGGCCGAUACUGCUUCUGCCGGCUCCCCUUUGGCAUCACCUCCGCACCAGAGUACUUCCAAAAGCAGAUGGAACAUGACGCCAGACUGAGCCAGGUGCUAUCUCGCCUUGCAAAAGCAGGUAUCACAUUGAACCAGGACAAGUGUCGUUUUGGGGUACCCGAAGUCUCCUUCCUCGGAGUUGUCGUCUCAGCACAGGGCAUCAGGCCAGAUCCGGGCAAGGUCGAAGCAUUCAAAGCCAUGGAAGCUGCAACGGACGUUGCUGGCGUUAGAAGACUGCUCGGAAUGGUGAACCAUCUUGCCAGGUUCUUGCCACACAUCUCGGACGUCACAGCUCCCAUCAGAGCCUUACUGAACAAGUCUGCGAGUUGGGUGUGGCAGCAUGAGCAAAAGGCAGCAUUCGAGAAAAUCAAGGAACUCUUGACGUCAGACAGGUGCAUGGCCAAGUACCACCCGUCUUUUGCUACAGACGCAACCCUCAGGAGAGCGCCGCCCAGUCGCGUUCGCUUCGAGGUCAAUGACAGAUACCGAGCGCGUUACAGCCAGACUGAAAAAGAAGCUUUGGCAACGACGCGGGCUAUCCAAAGGUUCGACGAGUUCGUCCGUGGCAUACCCUUCUACGUCGAGAGUGACCACCUGCCACUGGUUUCGCUUCUCGGCAAGAUGGAGCUGAACAUGUUGCCGCCUCGUAUUCAGAGACUACGGCUGAAGACCAUGCGAUACCAGUUCCGUAUGCUGCACGUGCCAGGAAAGCUGCUAGCCACAGCUGAUACGUUGUCGCGCAUCACCUACAAGCCACCCACUCCUCUAGACACUAUCGAACUUUUUGCAGCACAGGUAGUCGGCUGCAUGUCGGAAGUCUCGCCACUCAGCCCUAAAGACGUGGGACAGGCACAAGAGUUUGAUGACGAGCUCUCUGUCUGCGACGGAGUUCUGCUGAAAGGCGCCCGGAUAGUCAUCCCAUCGUCCCUUCGGCCAGCGGUCUUGACGCUGUUCCAUGAAGGUCAUCAGGGCAUCAACAGGACCAAAGCCCUAGCUCGGAAGUCAGUUUGGUGGCCCGGUAUCUCGACAGACAUCGCCUCUCUCGUUGCCAACUGUGAACAGUGCGCUUCCACCCGCGUGAACUUUGCCGAGCCCCUGCUCUCCACGGCCCUACCUGGACAUCCCUGGGAGUUCCUUGGAAUGGACUUGUUCAACCUCAACGGCCAGACGUUCAUCCUGGUGGUAGACUAUUACUCAAGGUUCCCUGAGGUGGUGACCCUGAGGAUCACGACGGCUCAGGCAGUCAUUGACGCUCUCAAAUCCAUCUUUGCCCGCCAUGGAAUCCGGCAAGAAGUCAGGUCAGACAACGGCCCACCGUUCUCGUCGCAAGAGUUCGCGGCAUUUGCAGCGUCAUACGGCUUUAACCACAGGACCAGCAGUCCACACUACGCUCAAUCGAACGGAGAGGUGGAGAGGAUGGUGCGUACUAUCAAGGACCUGUUUCGCAAGUCAAAGGAUCCUUAUCAGGCUCUGCUCAGCUAUAGGGACACUCCAGGAGUCAACGGCUUUAGUCCAGCCCAGCUGUUGAUGGGACGUCAACUCGGAACCAGAGUCCCAAAGCAAGGCUCCCAGCUUUGUCCCAACUGGCCCCCAAUGAAAGAAAUCGUCGCCAAGGAUGCGACUUACAAGCAGAAGCAGGCCGACAACUACAACAGGCAUCAUGGAGCUCGAGACUUACCGCCACUCCAAACAGGUCAGCGCGUCUGGGUGCGACCUGAUCAAGUGCAGGCUAGUCCUCAGUCCGGGGCAAAAACCAAGAAGCUACGUGGUCGAAACGGAGCGAGGUGGCACCCUACAGCGCAACCGGCGUCACCUAGUGCCUUUUGGGCCUACUGCCUCCGGAGCGGAACCACCACCACUGCAGCAAGUUCGCUGUCAGGAGCCUCGGCCUGCCAACAUCGUGGAAUCGACGGUCCCCCUCGGACAGUCUGGGCAACAGUCCCCUGCAGCCAGGGACCGCAGUGA
Molecule: messenger RNA, 3528 nt
Organism: Dermacentor andersoni
Lineage: Eukaryota; Metazoa; Arthropoda; Arachnida; Ixodida; Ixodidae
Source: RefSeq, a predicted model, not a curated record